Molecule: messenger RNA, 1161 nt
Organism: Histoplasma capsulatum G186AR
Lineage: Eukaryota; Fungi; Ascomycota; Eurotiomycetes; Onygenales; Ajellomycetaceae
Product: C6 zinc finger domain-containing protein
Exons: 2
Coding region: 1-1161 (386 amino acids)
Biological process (GO): regulation of transcription by RNA polymerase II
Molecular function (GO): DNA-binding transcription activator activity, RNA polymerase II-specific; zinc ion binding
Source: RefSeq, a predicted model, not a curated record
AUGGUUGCACUCAGUUGCGACGAGCAUCCUCCACAAUGUUCGAACUGCGCUCGGAGAAACAUCGCCUGUGACCUAGCAAAUCGAGCACUCUUAUCAAGAUCAACAUCUUCCUCUACAGCAGCAUCAUCGUCUCAGCAGCCAUCGACACCUACAACACACCCCGCUCCCUCGCACUCCUCGACCACAUCUGUCAUCGGGCCGCCUCCGAACACCUCCACCAUUCCAAGAAGCUCAGGCCUGGAUGUAAUCGACCUCGAACUCCUCCACCACUACACUACCUUCACCUACAAAACACUUCCAUCCGGCGCUACCUCCGACCAGCACGAGAUAUGGCAGAUACAGGUAGUCCAGCUAGGAUUCCAGCAUGAAUUCCUCUUGCGUGGAAUCCUCGCAGUUGCUGCUUUGCACCUCUCCUACCUACACCCGAGGCGGCGGGAGCCACUAGCUCUUCGAGCAUCAACCCACCAAAGCAUAGCCGUCAAGGCCCUCCAUGAAGUGCUGAACCGAGUUGACCCAUUCAACUGCGUGGCCAUCUUCGCAUUUUCCUGCAUCCUCGUCGCGCUCACUUUUGCCGCGCCCACGAACCCAGCCUUGCCGGGCGUCCAGGAUGGGUACCAAGGCGCCCAGAAGGAGAUUCUUGACUGGUUUCACAUGGUCCGCGGCUGCAACUCCGUCCUACAGACGCAGUGGGGGACUUUAUCUCGCAGCUUCCUAGCGCCAUUGCUUCACAAGGCAAUGACACAGCAAACCGCCCCGUCCCAUGACGUUCACGACUCAGAACGGGUGACGGACUUGCUCCGUCUUUGCUCGAGCGAACGUGUCGCACAGGAUCGCGAGACAGCAAAUGCAUAUGCUCUUGCGAUCCACCAGCUGCUCAAUUCCUACACGCAGGUAUCCAUCCUGUCCGAGCGCAAGCAGGAUUUUGUCCCAGUGAUUUUCGUGUGGCCUAUAGCUAUUCCGCAAACAUACCUGAAGCUGCUGGGCGAGCGCAAGCCUGAGGCUAUGGUGAUCCUGGCGCACUACUCGGCACUUCUGCAGCGGCUGGAUGAUCAAUGGUUUAUGAAGGGUUGGGCACGGUAUCUGGUGAAGCAAAUUGAAACGACGCUCGGAGAGGAGUGGCAGCCGUGGCUGUGUUGGCCAAAGGAAGUUACUGGAGUUUAG